CACACUCGGUGUUUUUCGGCCCGGUCCCGCUGAUGUAUUGCGUGGCUGUCUUGGCGGUACGAGAUCGGGGCAUUCUUUUGGUAGAGCCGCAAGCAGGACAACAUUCCCAUAGGGUUGCUAUUUUCAACCACAGGUAUCUAGAUAAUGUAGGUGCCGUACACGGCAAAGAAAAGGUAUGGAUUACCAGAUGGACGCGCGGCAUAUCAGUCCCAGUGGCGUCUCUAGUCUCGAACACGGCAGUUGGACGAUGUUGUUGCUCAACAGGAACCCAACAGCCAGAUGCCUGACGACAAUCCGAGCUUUUUUUUCUUUCAUUCUUGCUCUGAUCAUCCCAACUCAACUUUGCUCGGUCGAGGAGCUAGCGACCUCGGGGCUAAAGCCAGACCUACAGCGUCCGUCAUAGCUCGGCGCCCAUAGCCUUCCGUUGUCGUCUUAACGUUUGGCAGACCGAAAGAUUGGACUGCUUGGACUCAGCACUAGUUGGUCCGCUUGAAGAUCCCGCACCUCCACCUCUGCCGUCUGCCGUAUCGCCCGGGUGAGAUAUGUUAUUUGUUGUUUUCUCGUUGUAUCGGCCUCGCUGAGGUACUUGUCGAUCGGUAUAACGCAGGGGGUGAUAUAAACCCCCCUCCCACCAUCCCUUGUUUUUCCUGUCUUGUGUUGUCUCAUCCCAACCGCUUCACUUCUCUUCCCCACCUCCCACCUCACCUUGUUAUCCUCCUCUGCUUCAACCUCAUCGUCAACGCUACUGCUCUCUUAUUGUCUCUUCCUUGACCAUCAAAAUGAGACCCUCAACCGUGACGGCCUUCCUUGCCCCGGCGGCCGCCAACGCCCAGUGGUACGGCGGUGCCCCCGAGUGCGCUCAAUCCUGCAUGUCCUCCCUCUGGGACGCAGACUCCACUUGGCCAGCACCAACCUCCUACUGCGCCGAGCCAACCCAGGCCGCCCCCUUGAUCUCCUGCAUCUCCUCCGCCUGCUCCGCCUCCCCCACGGCGGUAACCUCCUACUCCUCCCUCUCCGCCUCCCUCUGCGCCCAGUGGGCCUCCUGCUCCGCCGCCGGCUCCACCGGCGUCCUGACCGUCUCCGCUCCCGCCUUCACCGGCGCCUGGGGUUCCGGCCGCGGCUCCAACGCCUGGGGCGGGGACGGGGAGUGGACAAAGACCUGGGCUGGCGGUGUCUACACCGUUACCGGGUGCGAAUGGAACGGCAACCCUUGGGCUGGCGGCCCGGGCGGCUGGGGACCGGGAGGCGAGGCGGGUGGUAGCCCUUGGGGUCCUUGGGGUAAGGGGUGGAAGUGGAGCACCGAGACUCAGACGGUGACGAGAGUGUUCACGGGGGUUGAUAAUGGAGUCACCAGCUUCAGCACCUCCAUUGGGUUGGCGACGGUGGCGGUGGCGGUGAGCGGGGACAGCACCACUACGAGCUUUCUGGCGCAGGCGACGGGGAAUGCCGCCGCGGAGGGGAGUAAGGUUGAUAGCGGGGUCAGGAUCAUGGGUGCGGUUUUGGGUGGCGUGGUUGCUGUGGCUGGGUUGCUUUGAAAAGAAGAUGACCUGGUUGCUGUGUUAUCUUUCUUCUUGUGAAGAUGCUCUAUUUCUUGGGUUAACAUUGUUAUGGGUUAUGGCAAGCAGAUAAUCAAGCCAUUAAUAUUUGUAACGGAUACUGAUAUACUGCCCUACGGGCUUGUUUUCUCAGAAAUCGAUACCGACAAGCCCGUCUUUGACUGGUCCCUUCGAGGUCUUCACCCAUCGUCACACCAAAAGCUGUCUACUAGAUCCGUUCGGUAGAUCGUUCUGUGUUGUAUAGGCCGUUCAGGGAUCGCUUUGCUUCGUGGUGACCAGUAUCAAGCC
Molecule: messenger RNA, 1844 nt
Organism: Podospora pseudopauciseta
Lineage: Eukaryota; Fungi; Ascomycota; Sordariomycetes; Sordariales; Podosporaceae
Exons: 3
Coding region: 780-1535 (251 amino acids)
Source: RefSeq, a predicted model, not a curated record